AUGCCCGCCAUCCCGCAUCCAGAACAUGGACAGUCUCCAGCAACACUCCCCAUCCGCAGACACAGAUUCGAGACCCCCAAACUCCGCGUCCAUCUGGAAGACAUCAGCCACGAAGGCAGCUCAAACUUCCUCUCCAACAUCAAAGGAAACGAGGACCUCGACACACAAGUCCAGAAUGUGCUCAAUCUCCUCUACACACCUGACGCCCACAGGCCAGGCACCAGAUCCGUCACUUUCAUCCUGCGAGAUAUGGGUGGCGUUGCCUACACGACGGGCAUGUAUCUCGAUGACGACCACAAGGAGAUCCACAUCAGUCUGGCAUACAUCAAGAACAAGCCUCGCGAUGAGAUGUUAGGUGUUAUUUGUCAUGAGCUCGUUCACUGUUUCCAAUGGAACGCUGAGGGGACAUGUCCCGGUGGCCUGAUCGAAGGCAUAGCGGACUGGGUGCGUUUGAGGGCAGGUCUUGCUGCAAAGCACUGGAAGCAGGAAGCUAGUGGGAACUGGGAUGGAGGUUAUCAACACACGGGCUUCUUCCUCGAAUACCUCGAGAAUAGGUUUGGGCCUGGAACGGUGCAGAAGAUCAACAUAUGUUUGAGGAAGGGAAAGUACGAUGAGAAGGAUCUGUUCGGAAGCUGCUGUGAGGGUCAUAAAGUUGAUGAGCUGUGGGAGGAUUAUCGAGAGCAUUUGAAGAAGAAAAAGAAGCAUGAAGAUGACGACAAGGCUACGAGUGAGAAGGCGAAUGCUCAGGAUGAAGAUGAGCAUGAGAGGUGA
Zasmidium cellare ATCC 36951 is the source of this 771-nucleotide messenger RNA. RefSeq lists its product as uncharacterized. Bases 1 to 771 code for a protein of 256 amino acids. The record is from RefSeq and is a predicted model, not a curated record. The transcript has a single exon. Lineage: Eukaryota; Fungi; Ascomycota; Dothideomycetes; Mycosphaerellales; Mycosphaerellaceae.